This is a messenger RNA of Ceraceosorus bombacis, 769 nucleotides long. Lineage: Eukaryota; Fungi; Basidiomycota; Exobasidiomycetes; Ceraceosorales; Ceraceosoraceae. The record is from the annotation of a GenBank genome assembly.
AUGGGCGUCGCGCUUCUGCACGACAUUUUGGCUCUUUCAGAGUUAGCGACGCUCAAGUCAGUUUUGAGCGUAGCAGUCUUGCCGGUAGAGACGCUGGUGUCUAUGCUCUAUUGGACUGUGCUAGCCAUCGAUCCAGAUCUCCUCGUCCCUCCGAGAUUGACCGACGAUCCCAACAACCCCGGUCAGGUGAUCAAAGAGAGCAUCCGCUUGCCACUUAGCGCAGACCUGGCCAUGCACGCCGCACCCGCCGUCUUUCUUCUCGCUGUGAGUAGCAGCAGCGGGGCUAAUUGCAAAAUCUCCGGCAAGCCGCUGCCUUACAAGUGCUAGGACGCUGUCAUUUGCAGGACUUUUUGCUGGUAUCGCCUCCCUUCCCAAAGAAGGUGCGACCUGCUUUCGUAUCUGGCAUAGCCACGGUCGCCUACUGCGUAUGGUGCGAACGAUGCGCAGCAGUGAAUGGGUGAGUCUUUGCUGAAAGUGCACUUUCGAAAUGACGCAGUCCGGCAAUUGGCUCAUCGGCAUCACGUCUUCACCAUGACGCCACUGUUCUGCUUCCCCCCCUAGCCACUAUCCUUACCCGCUCCUGGGCUUGCUGUCCCUGUGGCCUAGACUGGGGCUGUAUGCAGGCUGCAGUGUGACGAUGGUGCUUGUGCUGGGCGCCGUGCGCACCAUCCACUCCGCAUUAGAUCGACGGUACAAGAGGGUGUGGGAUGACACUGUUGCAGAAACCAUCGCAGGCAAGGUGGGCGAGCUCUCCAAGAAGCACAAGUAG